This is a messenger RNA of Cinara cedri, 5140 nucleotides long. The record is from the annotation of a GenBank genome assembly. NCBI's taxonomy places the organism in Eukaryota, Metazoa, Arthropoda, Insecta, Hemiptera, Aphididae.
AUGCACACGCUGUUCGGCGACCAAAACGCGUACUACCGGACCGGCAUGUACCCGGGCACGUCCAACCCGGCCGCGGCGUAUCCGGGCGCUUACGAACAGUACGCUCGGUACGGGUACAAUCCGGCGGCCGGUUACCAGGCGUCGCACCACCAUCACCAUCAUCACGCCGUGUCGGCGGCCGCGGCCGCGGCCAAGGACAUGGUCAAGCCGCCGUACUCGUACAUCGCUCUGAUAGCGAUGGCCAUCCAAAACGCGCCGGACAAACGGUGCACGCUGAACGGUAUUUACCAGUUCAUCAUGGAGCGAUUCCCGUACUACCGGGAGAACAAACAGGGCUGGCAGAACUCGAUCCGACACAACCUGAGCCUGAACGAGUGUUUCGUCAAGCAGCCGCGCGACGACAAGAAACCGGGCAAGGGCAGUUACUGGACGCUGGACCCGGAUUCGUACAACAUGUUCGACAACGGGUCGUACUUGCGACGCCGGAGACGGUUCAAGAAGAAAGACGCGCUCAAGGAGAAGGAAGAGGCGAUCAAGCGGCAACAGGAGCUAAUGUUGAAGAAGGUCACCGAGGAACAGUGCAAGUUGCUGUUACACGGCGCUGCUGCGAGCAAGGAGCUCAGUAUGCAAAUCGACUGCGGCAAACAGCUGAAAAAGGAACCGGGCGUACCGGCACCGUCGUCGCAUCAGUCGGCCAGUGCAGGGGACACGGCCGCACCGCCGACGUCCACGUCGAGUGGCCCGCCGCCUCCACCGCCGGCGUACCAUCAACACCACCAUCACCUCCAAUACAACGACAGCGACCACCAGGACGAUUCACCGUCGGCCGUCACCACCGCCGCCGGCGGCAACAACGGACACCACCUGCACCAUCACCAUCACAGGUACAUGACCACUACGGCCGUGGCGGCGGCGGCCGCGGCCGCUGCGGCCACCGGUGACCAUCACCACCACCAAAGCGACGAGUUCGCCUCGCACCACCACCAGUAUGUGGCAGCAGCGGCCGCCGCCGCGGCCGGACACCACCGGCCACCCGGCUGGUACAGCGCCGACCCGUCGGACUUUUUCGACGCUGUCGUUCCCAAUCCGGCCGUGGCCGCGGCCACCGCGGCCAGUUGCGGUUUUCGUAACUCUCAGCACGCCGGUCUCGGUAGUCACACGCAACUGCACAACUACUACCAGCAGCAGCAACAGCAACAGCAACCGCACGACGGCAAUUCGUCGAUCAAGUUUUCGUCACAACUGUAACGUGAGUAUUGUAUACACACUAAAUUUACUUCGUUAUAAUGAUUAUGAAUCGGAUUUGAAUGCUCUUGAAAAACGACCAAAAAAAUCUCGUGACUUUUUAAAAAACGGCGAAAACGGGAAAACAUUAAUUUUCAUUUCAUUUUCGAAAUAUUGUGCAUUAUGCAUACCUGUACGCGGAAUGCAUUGUCCACCAUUGAGCACACCGCAAAAAAGUGCGUUUAAAUCCGGUAUCAACAUUAUAUACUUAUUUAUGUAUAUUUUUAUUGUAUACUUAUUUAUUGUUAUACAUUCGUAUUGUUAUGAUCAUUGUUAUGUUUGUGCACUCAUAAUAUAAUGACCUAGUUAUAUUACAUUACAGUUGUGAGAUUUGUCUAUUUUCGACAAAACUGUAUCCAACUGAGUUAUACGUAAUAUAUUAUUUCAAUGAAAAUAUUUCGAAAUUCGUAGGUACGUAUAUAUUAAUAAACGCCCCAGGUAGACUCGUUCAAAUUUAAUCGGCAAUCCUUAAAUAUAUAAUAUUAUACAAUAAUAGAAAUUAUUUAAACGUGGGAUAAAAUAAUAAUUUUUUUUUUUUAUAUACAGUAACACAACUGUACGGACUUCAUUUGUUUUAUUCUCUGAGUCAUCUCAUUGAUGAACGCGUCAAUACACAAUAUACAACUCGCGUAUAUUGUACCGGUAAUUGUAAACUCGUGAAUCAGUAAUGAAUAAAAAGCUGGUAUUUAGAUUAAUACGAUUAACAAUAAUUGCAUUAUAGCGGUUUUAUCGUAAUUUUUUCCCUUCGAUUGUUUGAUAAAAAAAAAAAAAAUAAUAAUAAUAAUAGUUCAUUCACGUAAAUGACUUUUCGAACGACUAAUACAAUUACAUGUACAAUCAAAUAGUUUUUAUUUCACCUAGCAACACUAUAUUAUCGCAACAUUGUCGAGAUAAUGCCUAGCUUUAUAAUAUAAUCUAUGCAGCUGCGAUAAUGUCCGCUGUAACGGUAUUUUUAUUCAAUUUGCGACUUCUGUACGUUAAUGAUGAGUACAACCGCAGCGCUAACUACAAAUAUAUCAUAAACGGCACUCUGUCUACACUAUAGUAUAUAAACACAUUAACAGUUACUGAAUUCCCUGCAGUUCGUGAGUUUGUAAAUCAAAUAAUGCUACAAGUAAAAAUAAAUCAUUGCGAAUCUAAAAACAAUUAUUCCGAGUGGACUUAUGAUCACAAUAGUUUUACCCCCCCACAGAAAUCGAAAAAAAUAAAGUCUGAAAUUGGGAUCACAUAUACGGCCCAUGUAUGAAAAUCUAUCUUCAAAAUGUUUUCGUACUGUUAUCAACUGACCGCAUAAUAUUCCAUUCAAAAUUUCGUAUCUUCUAUUAUAGAUUUUGACCAAAAUUUAUAUACAUGAUAUAUAAUAAUAAUCAUCGUUUGUUGUAAAGUAGUUUUGUUUUUUAUUUUUCGGAAAAACUAUUUGCAAUCGUGACAAAUAUUUCCGUGGGUACAUUUCAUGGAUUUGUAAAAUUAAUAUACGUCACAAUAAUAUAUUACUUGUUCUAAAUACGUAAAAUAAAAAAGAAAACUUAUUUUACGUUUUGGCGAUUAAAAAAAAAAAACAAGUCUCCUCAUUGAUUGUACAUCCCGAGUCCACUCGCAUACCUACUAUAUACACUUCUCGUGAUCCAAUCGAAUGUUCGUCAACAUAGACGACACUUCUAAACGUCAUGUUACAAGUUACUGGAACCAUAGCGUCGAGCGAUACCAUAAAUUCGAUGUCGAUACCAAUACUCGAUUUUUGAUAUCGUUGUUUCAAAAUAAAUUAAAAAUAUAAAUAUAAAAAGUUAUGGCAACAUAUUUUGCUGUUUUUUUUUUUAUAUCUAACGGGCAAUGUAGCAAAAAUGUGUUUUCGUUCUUCUAAUGGUACUCGGGAUCCAACAGACCGGAAACAAAAACUAUUUCACUAAAUUGAUGAAAAAACAUUUACAAUAUACUUUUACGAACAAAUUUUUUGAUAUAUUCAUUGCAUAAUUUUCUAUUAAAAUAAAAUAUACAUAUUUUUUUAAUUUUUGAGUUCGAGUUUUUUGUCUUUUGUUUGGUGAAAUAAUUUCCGAUUUGGAUCUAUUAGAUUCUGAAUACUGUCGGAAAUCCGAAAACAAAAUAUAUUUUCAUUUUAUUGCCCAAUAGCCAGACAGAAACAUCAAACGUUUACUGUGACUCUUUAUGAAUUAUAUUAAUCAUAAAUAAAAUUAAUAUAAUUUAUUUUUAUAAUUUAGAUAUAAAAACGCAUUACAUAAAGUAUAAAAAAAAGACUGGGAGUAGUAUCACUGUUUUAUUAAAGAACUUAAAAUGGAAAAAUAUAUAUAGUUGCUAAUGCAAAGCGAUUUUGAACAGGUUUUAACAUUAGUUGUUUUUUUCCUUGUUGCCAAGGUAACCUGCAGAAAAUCAAUACAAAUUUUACAAAUAAUUUCCAAUUUUAUCUAUUUAUUACGAAAACUACAAGGAGAAUCAAAAAAUAUUUUCUUCAUACAUCAACAUGAAUCAAAAAUGCUACAUAAAAAUUCCCAUAAAGUUUUCGAUUGGAUCAAGAUUUCCGGUAGAAAAGUUGUUUACAGACAUACAGAUAAAAAAAACACAACAGAUAUUUAAUAUGUAUACCAUAUAUACAUAGUAAAACCAAUAUUAUAUUUCAUACUUCGCUCAGAAUCCAAAACUAAUUUAUUUAACAUCUUAUCUAUUUAAUCACGACGAGGUUACCGCGUUUUAUCAUUUAUCAUGUUAACAUACAAAAAUAUUGAAGUCUGUAUAGAAAAUUAACUAGAUUACGAUUUUCUAUAAUGUCGAAAGUAUCGAUUGGUCCAUCCCUAAUAUUAUAGAAAUAAAAGACAGUGCAGAAGCGGAAUAAUAAUAAUAUACAUCUUUGGUCCCCCUCAGGGAGAAGGAAGAAUCAGUUUUUCUUAUCAAAUUUUUCCUCUUUAUUGUUUAGUCUGAACGGCAUAAGAGUGUACACAUAUAUUAUCAAACGCGCUAUGUACUGAAAGUUAAAAUACCUUGAUGUCGCUACAUAAGACGAUGUACUUUUCUUGAACGUGUUUUUACCGUAUAUUUAUUGUACAUUGCAACUAUUAAGCCGUUUAACAAUCUUCUCAAAACACAAUUUGAUCUUGUUGAAAUCAUACUAAAUCAACUUCAAGUUGAGCCCUUCUUCCCAAGGACCAAAAAUCGUAUAGCAGCGUUUCUCAACCAUAGGGUCGUGACCCAAUUUCGGGUCACGGAUAAUUGCGAGUUGGUGGCUAAGAAAUUAAAACGUAGUUAAUAUAAUAUUUUUAUUAAAGACUAACUGUACGAAAUAGUUUUUAAAAUAAUUAAUGAAGCAUUUUUCGUAAAUUAUUUUUCUCGACAAAUAACAAGUAUUUAAUUCGUAAUUUUGAACGUUGGCCUUUCAACAUUAUAUAAUUAUACUUGAUCGGUUGACAUUCACGAAAACAAUUAAACUUAAUAGGUUGCUGACCCGCAUUUGUUUUGGUAUCAAUAUUCUUAACACUCGCCAAUUCCUCGUUUAAUCUUUUAAUGAAUGAUAAUAGUUUCUCUUAGUGAUAUAAUAUGGUCGUUGAAAAUCACAUAUUUUCAAUUAGGUCGCAUGAUGAUAAAUCGGAUGAAUAUCUUUGGCCGCCAAUACACAAAAGUUGAGAACCGCUGUUGUUAUGUUAUAGGUAUCACAUGAGUAUCAGACGGUGAUUGUACAUAAUAUUAUUAUACCGAUGUAUAUUAGAUAGACAUGUGUUGUAUGUUUCACAUUUCGUGUAUUUUGUGCAGCUCUUGUAAACAGAACGUACAUUAUAUAUAUACAUAUAAAUUAUAUUAUAAAUAUAAUACACAGGACGAAGACGACCGAGACGAACGACAACGACUGUGA